AUGGAAGAGCGCUUCGAUGUUCGACGAGGAGGCGCCUCCUUUCUCCUCGUUCUGCUCCGUGGUUUGCAGCUGCUCCUGGAGUCGGAGAAGGCAGGGUCCUGGGACUAUUUCAUCAACCUCAACGACAACGACUACCCGAUCACUCCAGUCAAGGUAUUCCAAUCCUUUCUCCAGCUUCACCACAGCGAGUCCUUCAUCCACGUCGGCUCGCCGAGUUCUGCUAGGUGUCCCGCGGAUGCCCACGACUGUCGGAAGAUUGAUCAUCUGGUGGUGACCGCCGAAUGUGUCACCUCAGACGGAUCCAAGCUCUACGCACUGUUGCCGGCCGAUGUGGAGAUGCACCGAUG
This is a messenger RNA of Symbiodinium sp. CCMP2456, 347 nucleotides long. NCBI's taxonomy places the organism in Eukaryota, Dinophyceae, Suessiales, Symbiodiniaceae. The record is from the annotation of a GenBank genome assembly.